CGUCUUUGAGCUGUUUUGACAUAUGUGCUCCAUCUCUGCUCCUCUGCCUCUUUUCUUUCUGUCUUGCCAUCAGUCCCAUACCUCUCUCCAUACCUCUCUUCCCCCCCUCCCUCCCCACCGCCUCCAGGACAGGAAAAGGAGCGGUAGCGGGGCGCACCAGCGAAGAAGACUGACCACAAUAACAGGAAGAGGAAGUGGGCAGUGACCUGUGUGAGGGAGGACUGUGGUCGGAUAGCUGCGGUUCAACACUUUCUGGCCGCUGGAUGAGGAAAAACCACAUCAGAGGCGGCGGAGGGGAAAAAAGAGCAAGAGAGACUUGAAACCUGUUGGACUCCUGAGGAAAAACCUUCCCAACCUGAGGAGGGAAAACAGGGUGAUAAAGACUUUUUUACAAUAAAUAAUUCAGAGGUGGAAGAACUGGCGUUAUUACCUUUUGGGGAAAAAGAAAAUCGUCCGACUCGAACAGAGUGAAAUCUCAGUGAUUGCCUGCUGAGUGAACUCUGGUUAUUUUUUUGUUCCUCUGUAGGUUUUUUUUUUUUUUCUUUGAAAUCCAAUUCUGGGAUACAGACUUAUCUUAUUAUCUGCUCCACAGUUGAGAAAAGGAAUUGUAGAGAAACCUGGUGAGCCACGAGAGAAAUCUCUGCCCGUACACCUGCUGCUCUCCUCCAACGUCAGGAAAAGAAAAGCAGCAGACAAAAAGAAGCCGGAGCGCUGAGGAGACAGUUGAAUCAGGAGGUGGUUUUACUCCCCGUUGAGCACACGACCACCUACCAGCCACAAAUUUCUACCACAGCCUGCCACAUUAAUAACGCAUAACCCCACAGUGAGUGAGCAGGAGAGCACCAAGGAUUUAGGCUUCGUUUUGGACCAAAACAAAGAUCUGAAUAUUUCUACUUGGCUUGGACUUUCUAUCUGUGUGAUGAUGGCUCUGCUCCAGCUGUUGACUAUGGGGCUCAUGGCCACCGCAGCCUUGUGCGUUUUACCUGCUGCUGCUGAGGAUUCGGGCCUUCCUGUGCUGGAAGCAGAGAAACUAGGCCCUGUUGACAUUGUGAAGAAGGAGUCUCAUCCUGUCCUGAUCAGGCAGAAGAGACAUUGGAUCUGGAACUCUCUCUACGUUGAGGAAGAGAAACCGGCGCCCAUGCCCUACAAGAUAGGACAGUUGAAGUCGAGCCAGUCACUCGAGGUGAAGAGUUUCGAAAUCGAAGGUGAAGGAGCAAACUCCAUCUUCAGGGUGGAUGAGAAGGGAGACCUGUUUGUCACCAGAGCUCUGGACAGAGAGGAGAAGAACGCGUACCAUCUGACCGCCAGGAUGUACGAUGGGAACAAGAAGCUGAUCGAGGAUUCUGGAGACUUUGUCGUCCAGGUGACGGAUAUCAAUGACAACACGCCUGUUUUCCCCAGAGUGUAUAAUGGAUCUAUAAUGGAGAGGUCAACGAUAGGAACAAAGGUAAUUCAGGUGAUGGCAACCGAUGCUGAUGACCCCACCACUGCUAACGGAGAGCUCAGGUACUCUUUGAUCCAAGACUUCUCUGCCUUCCAAAUCGACAGCUUGUCAGGUGUGAUCAGCUGCAAGAUAAGAAAUCUGGACCGUGAGACCAAGAGUCAGUAUGUGGUGGUGGUCAAAGCUCAGGACAUGAGAGGAAUGGCUUCUGGCAGCACAGCCACCACCUCUGUCACCAUCACCAUCACUGACACCAACGACAACAUUGCUUCUUUCACUCGGAGGAUGUACGAGAUGCACGUUCCUGAGGACCACAGUGUGACUGAGAAGAUCGGCACUCUGGAGUUGGAGGACAGAGAUCAGAUUCAGAACAAAGAACCCCUCUUCACAGUCCCAAAUGACAUUGCCCAAAUUUUUGCUAUUGAACGCAGCCCUAACAAGGACGGCAACCUCAUGCUCAAAAAGGCUCUAGACUACGAGACGAAGAGCACCUACACUUUCACCAUCCAGGUGCGAGAAGACUUACGAAACCUGCACUUUCCUGCUGACAACACAAACAGUGCUGUCACCAAUGCCCAGGUAGUCAUCAAGGUGUUGGAUGUGGACGAGCCACCGGUCUUCUCCCAGGAAAUCUACACUUUCACUGUGGAAGAGGAAAGCACUGUGAGCAACAUCGGACGAGUCACAGCCAAAGAUCCCGACGCAGCCAACAAGCAGAUACGGUACUCCAUCUUAGACAAGGACUGUCCCAUCGCCAUCCACCCGUUCUCAGGCCAGCUGUCCACCCUGAGGAUGCUGGACCGAGAGCUGGAGGCCACACACGUGUUUCAAGUUAGAGCUCAGGAGGAGCCAAGUGGUUUAGAGUCCUUUGUGAAGGUUAACGUUACAGUUCAGGACAUCAAUGAUAACAAGCCUGAACUGGCUGUGGAUGAGAUCUUCCUCUGUGAGAACGACGUCACUGAUACAGUGAUAGGAACACUGAGAGCCACGGAUAAAGACGACCAGCCCGCCACCUUUCGUUUCAGCCUGGCCAGCGAGAGCUCCAACUUCUCCAUCAGAGACCAUGGCGACAGCACAGCCGACGUCAUUGUGAAAAUGGGGCCGUUCAGCCUGGAUGACCCCAAGGACUACAGCGUGGACGUCCGCAUCGAUGACGGAGGACGACCCGUCCAGACCAGCAUCACCAAACUGGCAAUCAAGUCGUGUCGGUGUGAUGCCAGGCGGAUUCCUACGCAGUGCAAAGCCGGAGCUCGGAGGAUGGGAGUGAGUGUUCACGCCCUGAUAGCGAUCCUGCUCUGCAUACUGACCAUACUGGUCAUAGUGAUCCUGUUUGUGAUGAGGAAACGCUACCAGAAGGAUUCUCUGGCCAAUAUGAAGAACAGCGGGGAGAUUCACGAGCAGCUGGUCACAUACGAUGAGGAGGGAGGAGGAGAGAUGGACACUAAUGGCUAUGAUGUCUCAAUCCUCUCCUCCGCUUGCCACGAUGGCUCCCUCCUCCGUCACCCGGACCACCACCCUCACCCCUCGCUCUACGCCAUGGUCCAGAAACCUCCUCACCACUCCCAACCCACCGCGUGCAAGGGCGACAUGGCCGUGAUGAUCGAGAUGAAGAAAGACGAGGCGGAUCAUGACAGAGACGGCUUCCCUUACGACACGCUCCACAUCUACGGCUACGAGGGACCCGAGUCUUUAGCCGGAAGUCUCAGCUCUCUGGAGAGUUCCUCCACCGGCUCGAACUUGGAUUACGACUUCCUCAGCGACUGGGGGCCGAGGUUCAGGACCCUGGCCGAGCUGUACGGCGUGGAUGGACCCGAGUACUACCAUCAAUACUGAUGGGAGAGCGUCUGUUAAUUAGCAUAUGUGAUGCCAAAAUAUACACACGCAUUGAAAACAGCCAUAAAAAUACGCUCACGCAAAGUGAGGUAGAUAUACACGUUCAUACUCACUUAUAGUACCAUGCUUUUCAAUUUGAUUCAGAACAAGAAGACAACUGAGUUCUCCAAAGACUUCUGAAAACAGAAUCAGGGCGCUCCACAGUGUAACAACAACACUUUUGUUAUCAAGUGUGUGUCAGUGAGCCCCGUUAGUUUGUCGAGCCUCCCCAGACUGCUCAGAAAGAUAAGAGCUGCAUCAAACUCCAGGAAGCUCCAUCGCUUUAUUUUUGAUGACGCGGCGCCCUUCGCCACCUCUGAUGACAUGCUGCGAGGUUUUCUAACGUAACGCCAGGAUAUCAUGGCGCAGGGGAGAAAGUGAGAACUCACUGCUUCACAGAUGGGAGAGAAGAUUGAUUGUUGGCGACAGCGUGAGAUUCACAGUUCAAGGAUGCAUUUUAUUCCCUCGCAGAUGUUUUGUAACCCUUUUUUUUUUUAUUAUUCUACCUGAGAAGAUCUGGAAGCCCAAUUAGAAGAGAUUCCACUUCAGGCUUUAGCUAAUCAGACUUUAUCGAGGAUAAUUGAUGUGGUAAUCAGUUCACUGCUGGCCAGCAAUGUUACUCAUUUAUUCUCCAUGUAUUCAGCUCACGACUCAGCUCCUUCACGCAGCACCGUUUUGCAUCCCAUCUCAACCACCAGAAUAAAUGCUGGCAAUGUUCGUUUCUGCAAACAACAAACAUGCUGAAGCUUAACAUUUCUUUAUGUUGCAUUUUCAAUUUCAUGUUGUGACAGCGCCGUACGUAUGGCAUGCCUAGGUUCAGGCAUGAAAAUGACUUUGUUAAGGUUAAGAAAAGAUUAUAUUUUGGCUUUAAAAACCUGCUUUGGUCAUGACAAACAUGGCUGGAGAUCAAAUUCCUGUCAAUGAUAUAAAAUAAAUAUCCAGUGAUAUCACACUUACUAAUGUUGAAAUGCAGGCUUGAACUGCGGUCAAUGGCUUGGCAGCCUUCUCGCCUAUAUUCCUUUGAAAGUCAGGUCAUAAACAUGUUGAAUGUGAUAUUACAUGUGAAUAUUGCAUAUGGCACGUUUACACAUCGAAACGUACAGAGUGGUUUUGCAGAAACUGUCAGUAUUUUAUCUGGCGGUCAGACGUGCAUUCCCUGUUUCCCACCAGUGACUGUAACGGAGGCUUUAUAUCCUGUCUCUUUUUUCACAACUAAACAUGGAAGCAGGGCCUAUAUUUACCUAUAUUUAUGUUUUUUCAAUAACAUGGAAGUUUUUGUUUCAGUGUUCUGGGGAUGCAAAAUGGUGCAAGUCAAAGCAGUUAAUUUGUGAUUUUGAGAUUUUUGCCAUAUUUUUAGCCUCACUGUUGUUUUUGGCGUUGACGGCCUGUAAACUCUCUUUAAUCUUUGAUGUGUUUUAUUUUUUUUUAUAUUUGACAAAAGGGCCAGGAGAACAAGCCGAUCUCAUAUUUGAUCUGACGUUGAUUUGUAAAUAUGAGCCCUUUGAGUUUAAACUCAAAGAGGUUUGAACUUGUUUGAUCACAGCGGGGUGCCAUGUUUUUAUUGAUCUGAAAUACUAAAAAAAUGGAUUUAAGAAAAGUUAAACUGAUGGAAAACCGGUAGCUGUUCAUCAGUCUGUGAUGUCCAGUAGGUUAUUUUGUUACGCGCCCACUUCUCGUUGAGUUUAGUCACAGAUUUACUCACAUUAUGCUGAUGAUAUUUAGCAUUGUUUUAUUGUUUCCUUUUCUGUUCUUCUGAAACUGACCAUCCAAAAUUAGCAAGGAGUCAUUUUCUAAGUAAGUCAUUUUGUCCAGUUUCCCAGUUAUCUUCUGCUCCGAGGAGACAAAAAGACAACAGACAGACAGACGGAGAGGAAAUGGAGCUACUGCUGCUCGGACGGCGUUAACGGUGUGUUCCCAGGGUUUUAUUUGACAGAAGCCAUCAUCACAGUUAUUGUUGCGAUGAAAGCCCAAUUCUCAGAGGUCCGCUAGAACAAAAGUCAUUCAGACAACUCAGGAAACGCCGAGUGGCACGAGCAGCUAGUUGGGCAGUUGUGAUGACUCUGAGGUGGCACGAAUAACUUUAACCUCUCAUCCCUUUUGGCAACAGUCAGAGCAGAAAGUCUCCGAUCCUAAAGUCUGACGAUCUUUAGAUGAUUUUUAAGCAUAUUUACAGAAACAUGAAUGUGCUGUGCAUUCAUUCUAAACAAAGCUUGAAUCCUUCAUGUUACAAUGAAGAAACUAAAGUCUUAUUAACUUGUUUUUUGUCCCAAAAUAUGGAUACACAUUACUUGUAUCUCUGCAAGGAUUUGCAGUUAAUCACAAAAGAAACCCCCACACUCCACGUUGAUCCAUUCUCGUCCUCACUCUGCAUGGUUUUUUUUGUCGAUUAGGGCUGCGACUAAUAAUUACCGUCAUCGCUCAUUCAUUUGACUUCAUUGUCUUCAACAUUUGAUUCAUUGUUUUCACUAUGAAAUGUCAAAAAAUGUGAAAAGCCCCGUGACAAUCCCCAGAGUUGAGGCCACAGAGCCUCAGAUGCUGCUUUGUUGGUGUGACCAAAAAUGCCCAAAAAACCCCCAAAGAUGUUUAAUUAAUAAUGAUAUGAAGCAGCCAAACUGUCAGUGUUGCUUGAGAGGUGACCCAACGCAAAAUCAAUCAAUCAAAAACAGUUUCUAGUUGAGUUUUUGCUGCUCUAUUGUGAGUUACCCUGCACGUUGUGUGAUUUAUCACUUCGGUAUAUCUUUUAAUAACGUUGAGGAUUGUCAGACUGCCGGCUAUUCGUCCGAUAAGCGUAAAUCAGUGACUCGGUUGCAUUUAAACAAUACCUGCUGACAUGUUGGUGUAUUGUAUGAAUGAAGGUUAUGGAAAUAAAUCAUUGCUCCUGCAGUUAGGAAGUGAUUCACAGAGGUCUUAGAAACAUAAAGGUAAAAGGUCGCUCUUUGUCCGCGGUGACAACUUAUAAAUCAGUUUGCUUAAAUGUAAAGUGGCGCCCGUUCCCCCAAAUAGAAAAAUCUAACAAUGAAGUAUUUAAACUGGGAGUUGAACACGCGACCACGUGUGUGUGCACGGCGGUCGCUCUGCUUCUUUAAUGUCAUUUUUUUUUUUUUUUUUUGUGUUGACAGUAUCGUUUAUUUACUCUCCUGUUUAUUCUGUUUUGUUUGGACCUGAACUUGUUUCUUUAAAAUGUCCUGUGUGGAAUGCCGUUUGAUAAACGGUGGAUACAAUAGCUGGAAGCCCUCUCAAUGCUUUCCUGUCGGGUUCACAUAUAUACUUAGAAGCAGCCUCUGAAGCCUUUUCUCUCCGUUCUCUCUUCUGCCUCUCCUUGUUUGCCUCACCGUAUCUCUACCACGCCGCCUCGCUCGCUCUCCGUCCUCUAAUCAGCUAAACCAAACAGUGGAGUCCACUUCCUGUCCAUCUGGGGCGUUGUGCCCGCCCCUUCCUGUCCUGUGUUAUCUCUCUCGUGAGCCAACACAUUGUGCUCACUUCCUGUUAGCCCGGCCUGGGAAACAAUCUUGGAGAGGAAAAGGGAAUGCGAUGAGGAGAAAACAUGGGAUGAGGCUUUGCUUUAACUAGCAGAGAAAGAUGAAGAGAACAAUGUGGAGCAGUGAUGAGUUUUCCAGCUGAGCAGAAACACUUCAGAGCAAAGAUUGUGUGUGAUGAAACGCCGAGACAUGCAAAGGUUGUUCACAUCCUGUUGCCCGGGCAUCUUUUAGAGCGCAACAUUCAGAAUUCUGUAAGAAAUACCCACAAUUUAAUCUUUUAAUUUACAGGAGCAGACGUGAGUGGCAAAUGAAAAAUGUAUAUUUAAAGAUGUCAAGGACUUUUAGCCUCUUACGAUCAUCAUUUUUUGAAUUUUUUAAAAGUUUGCACUGGUAACAACAUUCAUAUCACAAGCAGAAAUAGAGAACAGAGUUCUGGAAAACCUUGGUGAGGAUUGUGACAGCUUUUAUUAGUAAAAAGAAAAAAAAAUCCAAGCAUAACUGGUUUUAUAAGCCAUUUCUAACCUUCAUUGAACAAAACAGCUUCUUUUAUGUCUGCCAUCUUUGUUUGGAGUAAAAGAAGAAAAAAAAAACCCACUUCACUUUACUUUACACUGGAGGAAAAAUGUCAUUUCAGACCUGUGCUUCUCAAGGAAUUUGUGUAUUAUCACCACUGUCAGUGAAUAUAAUGCUUUUAUUUUCUUUUUGGAGCAAAAUUGUGUCUUGUUGAAAUCAGCAUCCUGUAGCAGAAAGAGCUGCUCCAUUAUCCACACUACUUUUCUGAACAGCAAUAAGUGCUCUGCCUGUACUUUCUGGGCCAGGUGAGGUUGAUGGGGAACAUUUGCAAACAGUUUUAGCGAGUUCUGUUCCAAAAUUGGAUCUAAAAAAAAAACAUACAUGUAUACAUUUACACUCCUGAAAGAGUAUAAAUGGAAAUAAAUUCACAAUGGAACACUUUAAAAUGUGAAUUAUGGGGUUAGAUGCACAUGAUUUCUUAAAAAAAAAUAGUUUUUUUUGUGCUGGGAACUGAAUUGAUGAUGUCUGAUGAUUAUUUCAAGGUUUUUCGUCUUUUAUUUAUGGUGUUAUUUGCUUUCCUCCGCAGUGACUCACAACAGGUUGCAAAAACAUUACAAAAUUCAUGAGGAUUCCUGUAUUCUCUUUGGCAUUGUUGUGCGUCUGUGCAAAAAAAAAAAAAAAAAAAAUCAGCGAUGUAACAGUGAUGCAAUUUUGUCAAGUGCCAGUUUUUAAUUUUUAUUCUGUUGGCCACCGAUGUUUUGUUUUUUUUGUUUUUUUUAAGCAUUUCAUGUCCUCUGUCGAACGUUGGAUCCAGACGGUGACUAUCAAAUCUCUCAGGUUGGGAUCCAGGCACACACACACACACACACACACAGAAAAAAAAAACAGAAGUUGUUCACCUUCAUGUCAAGAAACAAGAAACAAACCCCCCCAUAUGUGUCAGUGUUGUCGCUGCACAAGCCAGACCUUUAAAGGAUUUAGCUGUCGUUCAUCUGUGUAUCGCGUUGUCAUGUUGAGGGGUUACUUUGAGUGAAAUGUGUAUAGAAAAAAAAAAAAAUGUGCCUAAUAGUGACUUCACCUUGUUUAUAUUUCGCCUCAGUUACUGUAUCUAGAAGAUGUUAAACUUGACACAAUCUCUUUUUAUUGCUGUAAAAAAAGUAACAAAAGUUUCAUUUUCUACGAAACGAAAGAUGACAAACGAGCGACUGCCGGAGUGAACGUGUGAUUUCUUUUUGCUGGUGUUCAUGUUUGUGUUUGUGUGUGUGUGAAAGAGAGAGCGAGUGUGUGUGAUUGUGAUUGUACCCAUGUACAUACACACGAAUAAAAUUUUUUUUUUAAAAAUAGCAACCGCAUAGUACAAAUACUUCUUGUGUAAAUACAGUGAGGGUUGUCACGGGAGCAACAUGUGCCUUUAUUCUUUAAGAAAAAAAAAAAAAAAUACUGUAAUUCAUUUUUUUGAUGGCGAACACAAUGUUUUUCUAUAUUGUUUUUAAGGUGUAUAGCAACUACUUUUUAUUACCUGACAUUUUUGUAAGUGUAGAAUAAAAAUAAAAGAUUCAAAGAU
Acanthopagrus latus (yellowfin seabream) is the source of this 8869-nucleotide messenger RNA. It is a transcript of the gene cdh5, whose product is annotated as cadherin 5. Gene Ontology annotation, biological process: calcium-dependent cell-cell adhesion; adherens junction organization; multicellular organism development. Lineage: Eukaryota; Metazoa; Chordata; Actinopteri; Spariformes; Sparidae. The record is from RefSeq and is a predicted model, not a curated record. The transcript has 15 exons. Gene Ontology annotation, molecular function: cadherin binding; calcium ion binding. Gene Ontology annotation, cellular component: adherens junction; plasma membrane; bicellular tight junction. Bases 920 to 3274 code for a protein of 784 amino acids.